GGAAGUCAGGAAAGAAGACCACAUAGACCGGUGACGUGCUUCAAUUGCAACAAGCAAGGGCACUAUGCGCGCAAGUCGUCCAUCAACGUCGAUCGACUCAAGGAGAUCACGCUCCCCUCGAAGAUAUGAACCAAAAAGGUACUCGCCACCGCGGAAGGAGGCUGAGCUGCGGGAGAAGGUCGUGGAACUGUCGAAAGGGGUUGCCUCCAUUAAAGAGCACUUUGACGUGGAAAGAGCGAAGAAAGAAGAAAAAGGUCGGAGGAAAUGGGAGAAGGAACAGGAGAAGGAGGAAGCGAGACGAAGGGAGGAAGAGGAAGAAACACAACGAGCAGCAGAAGCCGCCAGACAGGAAGCUAAGAACAAGAAGAAAGACGAGAAGGAGAAGCAGGAUGCGCUGCUUCGAGCCGAAAUGAAGAAGGAUGCCACGUUGCACGCGGCGAUGAUGAUGAGCGAGAUAAAAGACGACUGGCUACACCAAUGGAAGACUUUGAUGUUACCAAUGCUAAAAGGCGGUAUCAAGGAGGACAAAGAGAAAAAGAAGGUGGAGUUUCUUUCGGAGGAGGAAGAGGAAUCCGAGUAUGGCAGUGAGAAAAGCAAAACGAGUGUGAUGCAAGAACUGAGCGAGAAGGCGGGAAAGUUGUGCAUAACGGAGAAAAGGAAGAGAGAAGACGAUGUAGUUUUGGAUGACAGUCUGCCAAUGGAAUUACCAGCCAAGAGGACGCCACAUUGGAAUAUCUUGAGGAUGGGAGAACUGAGUACUAGGGUGACGAGGUCCAAAUCGAAGACGAAGGGGGCAUGCACGCCCAUCACAACAAGGAGGAAGACACCAGUGAAGACCCCGUUAGCCAAGGUGGUGAAAUCGAACAAGAAGAGAUCCCCUCCGAGCGGAAGGUUGACACCCGCCAGCAAAGCACUGGCCAAGCUGAGGUAUCGUGACGCCAUCAUUAAGGAGCUGAAGGAGUGCAAUGCGGAUGAACUACAACGAAUCUGCCGAGAAGGCGGCCUGCAUUAGGAGGGGAAGUUGGAUGCGAUCUUCGACAUAGCUGAGCACAGAGCAAAGCAAUA
Chara braunii is the source of this 1065-nucleotide messenger RNA. The record is from the annotation of a GenBank genome assembly. Lineage: Eukaryota; Viridiplantae; Streptophyta; Charophyceae; Charales; Characeae.